This is a messenger RNA of Suncus etruscus (white-toothed pygmy shrew), 792 nucleotides long. Its product is annotated as mast cell protease 1A-like. The coding region runs from base 1 to 792 and encodes 263 amino acids. Gene Ontology annotation, cellular component: intracellular membrane-bounded organelle; cytoplasm. Gene Ontology annotation, molecular function: serine-type endopeptidase activity. The transcript has 5 exons. The record is from RefSeq and is a predicted model, not a curated record. NCBI's taxonomy places the organism in Eukaryota, Metazoa, Chordata, Mammalia, Eulipotyphla, Soricidae. Gene Ontology annotation, biological process: proteolysis.
AUGCUCCUGCUCCUUCUGCUGAGCUUUGCACUGUCCGUCAGGGCUGAAGCAGGGGAGAUCAUUGGCGGACAUGAAGCCAAGCCCCACUCUCGACCCUACAUGGCAUUUCUACGAUACAUCAAGAAAGAUACUAAUAAAACAAUGCGUUGUGGAGGUUUCCUGAUCCAAAAUAAUGUGGUGUUGACGGCUGCUCACUGCAAUGGAAGAAACUUUAAGGUGAAACUGGGUGCCCACAACAUUAUAAAAAAAGAGAAGAAGUCAAAGGAGUGUACUGUGUGUGCAACCUUCCCCCAUGAAGACUACAAUAAUGAUACUGACUUCAAUGAUAUCAUGUUGCUGAAGCUAUGUAAAAAGGUCAAAUUAACUAAAGAAAUAAAUACCUUGAGCCUGCCAGACCCACAAACCAAGUUAAAACCAGGACAACAGUGCAGUGUGGCUGGUUGGGGAAGAAUUGAUAUCAAUAAUACCUUAUCUGAUAAACUGAUGGAGGUGGAGUUGAAAAUACAAGAGGAUAGGGAAUGUGAGUUGAAUUUUGGAGAUUAUGACCCUACCAUGCAACUGUGUGCAGGAAACUAUGAAGAAGAAGAUGCCAUGAAGGGUUCCAAAGUUGCCCAGACCGCACCAUCAGGAAGGCCCUACUUGAGGCUUCCACAGACCUUUGAGCUCUUGGUAAACAGCUCUUGUUGGUCUCAACUGGCCUCACAUUCCCUGCUCUACUCCUGUGUUUCUACAAAUCUCUGCCUCCACAUGGGCCAUGCCUGCCAGCAGAGACUUGUGCCAAUUUUAAAUUGA